Messenger RNA from Parnassius mnemosyne (clouded apollo), 768 nucleotides. Lineage: Eukaryota; Metazoa; Arthropoda; Insecta; Lepidoptera; Papilionidae. The record is from the annotation of a GenBank genome assembly.
AUGUUUAAAGGCCUCGUUUGUAUAAUAACAGGAGGGGCUUCGGGCUUAGGUCGUGCAACUGCUGAAUUACUUGUAAAGCAAGGGGGUCGCAUCACUAUCUGUGAUCUACCCACUAGCCCUGGACCAGAUACUGCUAAACAACUUGGCGAAAAUGCAGCAUUCGUACCCGUUGAUGUGACAUCAGAGAAAGACGUUAAAAAUGCUUUGCAAACAACUAUGGAUAAGUUUGGUCGACUCGAUGUGGCUGUCAACUGUGCAGGCAUAGCAUCAGCUUCUAGAAUUUAUAAUUUCAAGAAAAAUCAACCCUUUGACCUUAAGUUGUUCCAAAAAACUAUUGAGGUCAAUUUAGUAGGCACAUUCAAUGUCAUCAGACUAGUGGCUGGUAUGAUUGGAAAAAAUGCACCUGAUGCUGAUGGACAAAGGGGUGUUAUCAUAAACACUGCGAGUGUAGCCGCAUUUGAUGGCCAGAUUGGGCAGGCAGCAUAUUCAGCGUCUAAAGCCGGUGUUGUAGGUAUGACUUUGCCAAUCGCCAGAGACCUCGCUAAGCAAGGCAUUAGAGUAGUCACAAUCGCACCAGGUUUAUUUCGCACGCCGAUGAUGCAGAAGCUGCCGGAGCCUGCUAUUAAAGAAUUGGAAGCUUCUGUGCCAUUCCCGCCCCGUCUCGGAAAUCCACACGAAUAUGCUUUGCUUGUCCAAAGCAUUAUUCAAAAUCCAAUGCUCAAUGGAGAAACAAUAAGGCUUGAUGGAUCGUUAAGAAUGCAACCUUAA